GUUUGCCACUUGACUACAGACAGCUUCAGCCCGCGUUCAAGCUACACCCCAGGUGUGAGUGCAUCUGAACAGGGAGACUCGACACAACUCAUUAAAAACAGCCUGUUUCAAUCCUGAGCUUCUCUAUGAGGCGUCUGGGUUGAUCUCUGUCCACGCAGACGUCUACCCUUCUGCUGCAUCUGGUAGCUCAGUGUGACCUCCUGUACCUGAGGAGGCACAGUAGACAGGGCAAACACAGGAGGAGCGGCCAGAAAGAGGUGGAGCAUGAACUUUGACGAAAUCCUUGCUCAGAUCGGAGGCUUUGGGAAGUUCCAGAAGAUCCUGUACGUAUGGAUUUGUCUGCCCCAGAUCCUGCUGGCGUUCCACAUGCUGGUAUCGGUCUUCACAGGGGCUGUGCCCCCGCAUCUCUGUCGCUCCGAGUGGCCCUCCAGCCACGCUGCUUUGAGUUUCAACUUAAGUCUGGUGGCCGACCCUGGUGCUGACCUGGCCUGCUCGGCCCCUGGCCCCGGCCGUGGCUCCCCACAGCUGAACGCCAGCGAGGCCUUGGCUCUCAUCACCAGCCAGGCCGCCACAGGCUGCCAGGGGGGAUGGGAGUUCAGCAAGGAGAUUUUCCACAGUACUGUGGCAACCGAGUGGGACCUGGUGUGUGACAAUGCCAAUCUGAACAACAUUGGUGCCUCUAUCUACAUGUUUGGUCUUCUGAUAGGGGCUGUGGUGUUUGGCGCCCUGGCAGACAAGUACGGUCGCAGGCCCAUCAUUUUGGUUGGCUUGGCGAUUCAGACGACCUUCGGGAUCGGUGCAGCUUUCGCGCCGAAUUUCUACAUCUACGUCAUCCUGCGCUUUGUGGUCGGGACCACUAUUUCAGCUGUCAUCAUGAACGCGUUUGUUUUAGGCACAGAGUGGACAGGAUCGAAGCAUCGGAUGCUGGCCGGUGUCAUCACAGACUACUUCUUCGGGUUUGGUUACAUUAUCCUGGCAGGGCUGGCGUACCUUAUACGAGACUGGCGCAAACUCCAGCUGGCCAUCUCAGCACCAGGCUUCCUGUUCAUCUUCUACAUCUGGGUGUUGCCAAAGUCGGCCCGUUGGUUAAUGGCCAAUGACAAGAAUGAGGAAGCCAUGGACCUGAUCCGCAAGGCUGCUCUAAUGAAUGGAAAACCCCUGCAGGAUGAUGAGGAGAUAAGUCUGGGAUACAAAGACAAGCUGAAGCUGGAGGACAAGAAAAAACACACGGUGAUUGACUUGGUCCGCACUCCUAAAAUGAGGAGGCAUUCAUUGAUCAUUUUCUACCUGUGGUUUGUCAACGUGAUGGUAUAUUACGGUCUGUCUCUCAACAUCUCUGACUUUGGAAUGAACAUCUACCUCACCCAGCUCAUCUUCGGCCUGGUGGAGAUGCCCGCCCGCACCAUCACUCUGUUCACCCUCAACCGCUCCCGCAAGAUAUCCCAGAUGGCCUUCCUGGCAGUUGGGGGUGUCGCUUGCCUGCUGACCAUUUUCAUCCCUGAUGAACUUUCCAUCAUCAGAACCAUCCUGGCUAUGGUCGGCAAGUUCGGAAUCACCGCGUCCCUGUCCAUAGUUUACAUCUAUUCUGCUGAGGUGUUUCCAACGGUCAUCAGGCAGAAUGGGAUUGGGAUGGGCUCCAUGUGUGCGCGGGCCGGAGGAGUCUUAGCCCCCGUCAUUUACCUCCUGAGGACCUUCAGUAAGAGCGCACCCAUGGUGCUCUUCGGCCUGUUCACCCUGCUGGGCGCCGGGCUGACCCUGCUACUGCCUGAGACAGCCAAUAAGCAUCUGCCUGACACCAUUGAGGAUGUGGAAGGAGCCAAUCCGAGGUCUGGUUGAACUUCAUAGC
Molecule: messenger RNA, 1846 nt
Organism: Osmerus eperlanus (European smelt)
Lineage: Eukaryota; Metazoa; Chordata; Actinopteri; Osmeriformes; Osmeridae
Exons: 9
Coding region: 265-1836 (523 amino acids)
Biological process (GO): transmembrane transport
Cellular component (GO): membrane
Molecular function (GO): transmembrane transporter activity
Source: RefSeq, a predicted model, not a curated record